AUGGUGGCUCUUGUUGCAAUCCCGGAGGACUGGGAGCGUGAUCUCAACAUGUUCUUGGCUCGAUAUUCUCCCAGACUUCGUGCCUUUUUGGAAGUCCUGGGUGACCACGAAAGCAAGUUGAUAGAACAACAACUCCUCUCUGAGUCACAGUGCCUGUCGCCACGGAUGGAAGACUCUAUGAAGACAGGGUUAUUUUGGGUCUGUUUAGCCGCAAGAUACAGCUCCAUGUUCGAUGAAAUCUAUUGGACAUUCAUCGACCAUCGGUAUCAUGGAACCUUUACUUCUCUCGAUGACCGUAUACGACUUCUGGACGAAGAACAACAGCAAGAGAUGAACGAGCUUGUGAGGCUCAAGACUGACCAGUACAAGGACACAGAGAAUAUUGACGAUCACUAUCCAAUUGAUAAGCUACUUGAAUUAUGA
Messenger RNA from Penicillium concentricum, 423 nucleotides. RefSeq lists its product as uncharacterized. The transcript has a single exon. The record is from RefSeq and is a predicted model, not a curated record. NCBI's taxonomy places the organism in Eukaryota, Fungi, Ascomycota, Eurotiomycetes, Eurotiales, Aspergillaceae. Bases 1 to 423 code for a protein of 140 amino acids.